GACUUGCUCCUGUAGUGUUAGUUCAACUUUUCAGGCCUGUUCAACCUCCUAAAAUUCCGUUGUCGGAUGAGGGACGUAUCAACCAUCACGCCAGACAGUUACAAAGAAGAUAACAGGUGAUGACCAUUUGCCAGUGCCAAACGAUCCUUAUGAAAACCUCAGUUUUUCACACGCAACCUUUGUCCACGCAAUUCAUUCCCUGAUCAUGUUCUGCUCCACUUCUCUCUCACCAACCAUUACCUUGCCAACUACCAUAACAGCCACUUCGAAUCCCAGGACCGUCAAACCUGGCAAGCCCUUCAAUUUAACCCUCAGAUCUCUCUGCAGAUCGGGCAGACUAGAAGAGGCUGUCCGCUUGAUCGAAUCAGCACCUUCCAAAUUCGUCGAUCCCCAGUCCUAUUCCCUCGUCCUCCAUAGUUGCAUCUCCUGUAAAUCCUUAGAACUUGGCCAGAGACUGUAUCUACAAUUAUUACUACGUAGGGAUAGAGGCAAUGAUAAUCUACUGGAUGAUCAGACCGUGAGAGCCAAGCUUGUUACCCUUUACUCGGUCUGUGGCCAAGUCGAUCAGGCGCGGCAAAUAUUCGAAGAUGGCCUUGACAAUGGACUUGUCUCUGAAUCCAUGUGGGUGGCUAUGGCCGUUGGGUACUCCAAAAAUGGGUGCUCCAAAGAGGCCUUGCUCCUGUACCGUGACAUGUUGUUGCAGUGCGUUGUGCCAAGCAAGUUUGCCUUGUCAAUGGCCUUAAAGGCAAGUGCAGAUUUGACGGAUUUAUGGGUUGGUAAAGCAGUGCAUGCCCAGGUGGUGAAGUCUGGUGAAGACCCAGAUCAAGCUGUUUACAAUGCUCUUCUGAACUUAUAUGGAGAGUGUGGGUCUUUGGAGGAAGCAUUAAGGGUGUUUGAGAAAAUGCCUGAGAAGAAUGUAAUUUCUUGGAACUCGUUGAUUGCUGCUUUCGUUGAGCAAAAUCAGGUGACUGAAGCAUUGAGCAUUCUCAGAAGAAUGCAGAGGGGCGGAAUAUUGUUCAGUUGGGUCACGUUGACAACAAUCUUAGGAGCUUGUGCAGCGGCAACGGCACUUCAUAGCGGGAAGGAAGUACAUGCGCAGAUUGUGAAAUCAAAAGCAAGACCAGACAUUUUGGUACUUAAUUCGCUCAUGGAUAUGUAUGCUAAGUGUGGCAUCACGGAUUAUUGCAAGAAAGUGUUCGAUCAAAUGCAGGCAAAGGAUUUAACGACUUGGAACACAUUGCUGAAUAGUUAUGCAGUAAAUGGAUCUAUGGAUGAAACAGUCAAGCUAUUUGAUGCAAUGACCAAGUCCGGUAUCAGGCCAGAUGCGGUCACUUUCGUCACUCUAUUGUCUGGUUGCAGCCACACCGGGCUUACUGAUGAGGGAAGGAAACUCUUUGAUCAAAUGGAGGAUUUCAAGAUCUCGCUAACUUCAGAGCAUUACGCUUGCCUGGUGGAUAUGUUAGGAAGAGCCGGAAAAAUUGAGGAGGCACUGAAAGUUGCAGAAAAUAUGCCGAUGAAGCCAAGUGGCAGCGUCUGGGGGUCUAUUCUCAACUCCUGUCGACUCCAUGGAAAUGUGGCCAUUGCAGAGAAGAUAGCAGGCCAUCUCUUUGAGCUUGAACCGAACAAUUCUGGGAACUAUGUGAUCCUUUCCAACAUUUACGCAAAUGCAGGAAUGUGGGACCAUGUUGAAGUGGUUAGAAAGUUGAUGGAAGAGAGAGGGAUAAAGAAGGAGGCUGGCUGCAGUUGGAUACAAAUAAAGAACAGAAUACAUACUUUCGUAGCUGGAGGGCAUGUUGAUUUCCAGAACUCUUCAGAAUAUAGAAACUUAUGGAGUGAUCUGAUGGAAGCUAUGGAAGAAGUGGGAUACGUGCCUGAUACUAGAGCAGUUCUUCACAAUGUGAAUGAAGACAUGAAGACAUUGUGGGUCUGUGGGCAUAGCGAGAGACUGGCGACUACGUUUGCUCUCAUUCACACAGGCGCUGGGACACCAAUAAGGAUUACAAAGAAUCUUCGUGUUUGUGUGGAUUGUCAUUCUUGGAUGAAGUUUGUGUCGAGAGUUACGAGCCGAGUAAUUACAUUGAGAGAUACGAAUCGGUUUCACCAUUUCAAAGGAGGUACAUGCUCUUGUAAGGAUUAUUGGUAGUUUUGUAGAAGUACAUUAUUGAGCAAGCAUAUGAAACUGCAUUGAAAAAAAGAAAUGAAAAACUUUCAAUUGAACGUGAAUAUGUGCUAAUUGCCUUAAA
Molecule: messenger RNA, 2243 nt
Organism: Eucalyptus grandis
Lineage: Eukaryota; Viridiplantae; Streptophyta; Magnoliopsida; Myrtales; Myrtaceae
Product: pentatricopeptide repeat-containing protein At3g14330
Exons: 1
Coding region: 206-2143 (645 amino acids)
Biological process (GO): RNA modification
Molecular function (GO): zinc ion binding; protein binding; RNA binding
Source: RefSeq, a predicted model, not a curated record